GAUGCUUAAAGGCUCCCUAGGACCAUUACAGUCCUUUAUCCUAGCCACCAUUUCUGCCUGCCUUUUCAUUCAAAGAUCUGAUCUGAUAACACCUCCCAUAAGGUGUAUGCGGGAGUAAAUGAGUCUGGAAAGGUCCCUGGCCCUGGGGCAGCAGUAUACAUCAUUGGGGUCCCAGCCUCUGCUCUGUGGCUCCAUUCCCGGUCUGGUCCCCAAGCAGCUUCGUUUCUGCCGCAACUACAUUGAGAUCAUGCCCAGCGUGGCAGAGGGAGUGAAGCUGGGCAUCCAAGAAUGUCAGCAUCAGUUCCGGGGUCGACGCUGGAACUGUACUACCAUUGAUGACAGCUUGGCCAUCUUUGGACCUGUUCUUGACAAAGCCACUCGGGAAUCGGCCUUUGUGCACGCUAUCGCCUCUGCUGGUGUGGCUUUUGCUGUCACCCGUUCUUGUGCCGAGGGUACCUCUACAAUCUGCGGCUGUGACUCCCAUCACAAGGGGCCUCCUGGGGAUGGCUGGAAGUGGGGGGGCUGCAGCGAAGAUGCCGACUUUGGGGUGCUGGUCUCCAGGGAGUUUGCUGAUGCCAGGGAGAACCGUCCAGAUGCCCGCUCAGCCAUGAACAAACAUAACAAUGAGGCCGGCAGGACGACUAUCCUGGACCAUAUGCACCUCAAAUGUAAGUGCCAUGGGCUCUCAGGGAGCUGCGAAGUGAAGACCUGUUGGUGGGCCCAGCCCGACUUCCGGGCCAUUGGUGACUUCCUCAAGGACAAGUAUGACAGUGCCUCUGAGAUGGUGGUAGAGAAACACCGAGAGUCAAGGGGAUGGGUAGAGACCCUCCGGGCCAAGUACGCACUCUUCAAACCACCUACUGAACGAGACCUGGUCUAUUAUGAGAACUCCCCCAAUUUCUGUGAACCCAAUCCUGAGACUGGGUCCUUUGGAACCAGGGACCGGACUUGUAAUGUCACCUCCCAUGGGAUAGAUGGCUGUGACCUGCUGUGCUGCGGCCGAGGCCACAACACACGGACAGAGAAGCGAAAGGAGAAAUGUCAUUGCAUCUUUCAUUGGUGUUGCUAUGUCAGCUGUCAAGAGUGUAUCCGUAUCUAUGACGUCCACACCUGCAAGUAAAGACCAGAGGGCUCUGGGAGCAGGUGAAGCAUGUGGCUGGGAGGAUUGACCACAGUCCCACGGGAAGCCAGGAUCUACAGCCAGGACCCAUGCUCACAGCAUCAGAGAGCAUUGAACAAAACAGACUAAUGCCAGAUGCAUGUGUGGUAAAUUACCUGGACCUAACCCACCCAAUGAAUGGGACUUUUUCCUCCUUCCUUUUCCUCAAGAUUUUCACCCUACUCU
Molecule: messenger RNA, 1345 nt
Organism: Trichosurus vulpecula (common brushtail)
Lineage: Eukaryota; Metazoa; Chordata; Mammalia; Diprotodontia; Phalangeridae
Gene: WNT3
Product: Wnt family member 3
Exons: 5
Coding region: 119-1120 (333 amino acids)
Biological process (GO): canonical Wnt signaling pathway; cell fate commitment; neuron differentiation
Cellular component (GO): extracellular region
Molecular function (GO): frizzled binding; cytokine activity
Source: RefSeq, a predicted model, not a curated record